CGUGCUCACAAAAGACUCGUCACGUCGCACAGAGUUGAGGCGGUCUCCCAUUUCCCUCCCUCCCUCAACUUCCCGCGUGCUCCCGUCGUUUCCCCGCAACCGCUCCCAGCCGCCGGCGGUGACCAACCCGCUGCACAUGAGGCGGCCCCGCCAUGGGCUGCAUCCUCGGUAAGCUCGCCACCGCGCCCGGCUCCUCCCUCUUCUUCCCCGCCGCCGCGGCUGCCGCGGGAGGAGGGGACAAGGCAGCAGAGGUGCAGCUCCAGCCGCCGCAGCAGGAGCACAUCGCGGCGGUGAGGAAGGACGCGUCCGGGUGGCCGCUCUGGCUCUCCGAGGCCGCCGGCGACGCGCUUCGCGGAUGGGCGCCCCGCGGCGCCGACGCCUUCCACAAGCUCGAGAAGAUAGGUUCAGGGACAUACAGCAACGUGUACAAGGCGAUUGACGUGGAGAGCGGCCGCGUGGUGGCGCUGAAGAAGGUGCGGGUGGAUGGCGUCGGCGAGGCCGAGAGCGCGCGGUUCAUGGCGCGGGAGAUCGCCCUGCUCCGCCGCCUCGGCGACCACCCCCACAUCGUCCGCCUCCAGGGCCUCGUCACCUCCCGCCUCAACACCGCGCCGUCCCUCUACCUCGUCUUCGAGUACAUGGAACAUGACCUCACCGGCCUCACAGCCUGCGCAACUGCCUCCGGCCGCCGCCUGUCCUUGCCUCAGGUGAAAUGCUACAUGAAACAAUUACUUUCCGGGAUUGAACACUGUCAUAAGAAUGGUGUUCUGCACCGUGACAUCAAGAGCUCGAACCUACUUGUCAGCAGUGAUGGGAUUCUUAAGAUAGCUGACUUUGGACUUGCCACCUCUUAUGAUCCUGAUAACAUGCGGCCAAUGACUAGCCAAGUGAUCACGCUUUGGUAUCGUCCACCUGAACUCUUGUUAGGAGCAACUCACUAUGGUGUUGGUGUUGACCUUUGGAGUGUGGGUUGCAUAUUGGCAGAACUGCUUCUUGGUCAGCCUAUAUUCUCCGGAAGAACAGAGGUGGAACAAUUGCACAAGAUUUUCAAGUUGUGUGGUACUCCAUCAGAGGAUUACUGGGAGAAAAUGAAGUUCGCUCAUCCUACGUUCAAGCCAUAUGAACGGUGUCUAGCAGAAAAAUUUAAAGAUGUGCCACCAUCGACCUUAUCGCUUCUUGAGACUCUCCUGUCAAUUGACCCAGAUAUGAGAGGCACCGCAACUGAUGCUCUGAACAGUGAGGUUAAUCCUACCCUAUCAAUCCUCAAGCCAUUUAAAACUAACUGCUACAUGGAACAAAUACAAAAGAAGAAGAAAAAUUGUGGCAGACAAUAUGCAAAAGAAUGGUUCUUCAGGACAGAACCGUAUGCAUGUGAACCAUCAAGCCUUCCGCAGUAUCCACCAUGUAAAGAAAGAGACGUGAAGCUGAAGUACGAGAAGCACAAAAGGAGAUCAAGGGUUAAUGGGUCAGUAGAACGUCAUAAAAACCGACAGCAUGCUUCGCAAAAUCCUGGGCGCAGAGUAUUUACUCCAGAUGUCAAUAAUAAGCCACAAGCAAAUCCAAAGGUACCAAGAUUGGUAACAAGCAUGAGCACUACCAAACUUGAGAGAUUUCCUCCACCUCAUUUGGAUGCGUCGAUUGGUUAUAGCAUAGAUUCAUCAGCUGAUGGAACCACGGAAGAAUUCUUCACAUCUUCAGUUGUUGAGCUAAAGAAAAUGCCAAGCCUAUUAUUCGGUCACAUGAAAUCUUACCUGAAUAGUCCGAAGAAGGGCAUGCAGAAGGCCAAGCCAAGCCUCAAUAUGGCGCCUUCCACUGUUCUCAUCGGUGCAUUCCGGCCUUACUCACUUGGCCAUCCAAUGGAAGUGAGAAGAAAGAACAGGGAGCAAUUCAGAGGCAAAGGGAGAAAUGUAGUAGGUCCGGUCAAAUGACAUUGUAACCAUGUUCCCCCUUUUUUUGUCCUUUUUAUAGAUGCUAUUCAGUAGCCAGUGAUUUUCAACCACAGUUGAUAGGUUUACUUGUAUAGUUCGAGAGUAUUAUAAAUUAGAGCUGUGUAUAGUGCAUUUGUUAUGUAUAAUGGAUUGCAAAAUUUCAUCAGCAACAGAGUAAGAUCUGAGAUCAUCCCCACCCAAUUUUGUA
Panicum hallii is the source of this 2133-nucleotide messenger RNA. Its product is annotated as probable serine/threonine-protein kinase At1g54610. Gene Ontology annotation, biological process: positive regulation of transcription elongation by RNA polymerase II; protein phosphorylation. Gene Ontology annotation, cellular component: nucleus; cyclin-dependent protein kinase holoenzyme complex. Lineage: Eukaryota; Viridiplantae; Streptophyta; Magnoliopsida; Poales; Poaceae. Bases 153 to 1925 code for a protein of 590 amino acids. The record is from RefSeq and is a predicted model, not a curated record. The transcript has 7 exons. Gene Ontology annotation, molecular function: ATP binding; cyclin-dependent protein serine/threonine kinase activity; RNA polymerase II CTD heptapeptide repeat kinase activity.